AUGCCAACAAAUGGGAUCCACCAGGUCUUGAAGAUCCAGUUUGGUUUAAUCAAUUCAGAUAACCGGUACCUGACAGCAGAGAGCUUUGGCUACAAGGUGAACGCUUCAGCGCCUAGCCUGAAAAGGAAGCAAAUAUGGACCCUGGAGCAGGAUGGAGACAGCUCUGUGGUCUUCUUGAAGAGCCACCUAGGUAGGUACUUAUCUGCCGACAAGGACGGCAAAGUUUCCUGCGAGGCUGAGAAGCCUGGAAGUGAUGGGCGUUUUGUAAUUGUCACUCAGUCAGAUGGGCGCUGGGCUCUCCAGUCAGAACCAUACAAGCGUUUCUUUGGAGGCUCUGAAGACAGGUUGUCCUGCUUUGCCCAAACCAUCACUGAAGUUGAGCUCUGGGCUGUACACUUGGCCAUCCACCCCCAAGCAAAUCUUCUGAGCGUUAGCAGGAGAAGAUAUGCACACCUCAGUGCCCAAGAGGAUGAGAUCUCCACCGACAGCAACAUCCCCUGGGGGGUGGACUCACUCAUCACACUUACCUUCCAGAACAAGAAGUACUGCUUGCGAACCUGUGACAACCGCUACCUGCGUAAUGAUGGUACCCUGGUCAAGGAACCCGAUUCCCGUGCAGGCUACACCUUGGAAUUCAAGGCAGGCAAGCUGGCCUUCAAGGAUUGCGAUGGGAAGUACCUGGCACCAAUGGGACCUACUGGCACUCUAAAAUCUGGCAGGAGCUCCAAGCCAGGCAAAGAUGAACUCUUUGAUCUGGAAGAGAGCCACCCACAAGUAGUUUUCAUGGCCUCCAAUGGCAGAUAUGUCUCCAUCCGGCAAGGUGUCAACGUCUCAGCCAAUCAGGAUGAAGAGACACACCAUGAAACCUUCCAGAUGCAGAUUGACAAAGAAACCAAGAAGUGUAUCUUCCAUUCCAACACAGGCAACUACUGGACUUUGGUAUCACAUGGGGGGAUUCAAGCCAUAGCUACUGAAGUAUCUGCCAACACCAUGUUUGACAUUGAGUGGCGUGGCCGCCGCAUAGCCCUCAAAGCUGGCAAUGGCAAAUAUAUCUGCACCAAGAAGAAUGGACAACUGGCUGCCGUCAGUGACGCAGUGGGGGAGGGUGAGGAAUUUGUUCUCAAACUGAUCAACCGGCCCAUCCUUGUUCUUCGUGGGACCCAUGGCUUCGUGUGCUACCAUCGCAACUCCAACUUGUUGGAUGCCAACCGUUCUGUCUAUGAUGUCUUUCAUAUCAUCUUCAACGAUGGUGGUUAUCAGAUCAAAGGCCUUGGUGGCAAGUUCUGGUACGUGGCCAGCAAUGGCACCGUGUGCAGCGAUGGUGAGAUGUCUGAGGAUUUCUUCCUUGAGUUCCGUGAGUGCAGCCGCGUGGCCAUCAAAGGAAAGAACGGCAAAUACCUCCGAGGAGACCAAGCUGGAACCCUCCGUGCUGAUGCUGACACCUUGCAUCGGGCCACCCUCUGGGAAUACUGAGCACCGCUGAACCCCUGCCUGCCAUGUAGCACCUUAGAAAUGCUCUAGGGCCCCAUCCAUGGGGGUCAAGCCAGCUCAGGGUGGACACAGAGGUGGAGUAGGAGGGGACACAUAGUGGCUCCCCACAUGGACUCCAGCAAUGUUUGUAAUAUUCCCAGCACCUUCCACAAAGGAGGGGUGUUCCUUCUUGUUCUGAUCCCUAUAGUCAUCUCUCUUUUAGAAGCCGCUCCCAAAUAAACCUCCUGGGAGGGGGGUAAUUUAGGAUUAAAGCAUUAGAAACCCCAUGUCAGAGCCAACACAAUAUGCCUACGUCUUGCUUCUCUGCCCGCCCCCACCACCUGCCCCACCUCCUGGAAGUGUCAUGUGUUACGAAGCUGCCUGUUUCCCCCUUGAUGCUGUUGAAGCUCCUGAUAAUUUGCUGUGACACAUAGGUGUCAUCUGCUCUGCACCUCAGACAAGGGAGGCAGGGGGGAGUAGGACACUUACAGGUUCCAGGAAGUGUUGUCAGGGUGGGAAUUCAACUUGCGCUGUAGCCUGGAGGAUUCAGAGCCUGACUAAAACUGC
Molecule: messenger RNA, 2037 nt
Organism: Sceloporus undulatus (fence lizard)
Lineage: Eukaryota; Metazoa; Chordata; Lepidosauria; Squamata; Phrynosomatidae
Gene: FSCN2
Product: fascin actin-bundling protein 2, retinal
Exons: 5
Coding region: 1-1473 (490 amino acids)
Biological process (GO): establishment or maintenance of cell polarity; actin filament bundle assembly; cell migration
Cellular component (GO): cytoplasm; actin cytoskeleton
Molecular function (GO): actin filament binding; protein-macromolecule adaptor activity
Source: RefSeq, a predicted model, not a curated record